AUGCCGAAUGCUGAUGGUUCCGCAUCUCAGACCACCACGAAGACAGACUUCUUGAUGAAGCCUGAUGAGAUUGAUGACAUUGAAGCCUUGGAGUUGCUCUACAACGAGCAGAUGAAGAAAGCGAAGUCCGUCGUUGAGGACUACAACUUGGUCCACGCAAAGCUCAAAUACAUUAAACAAGAAAAGGCGAAAGAGGAGCGCGAGGCCAAGAAGGCACAGAAGUUCCUUGAAAAACGGAUGGCAAAGAAGAAGGAGAUUGAGACCACCUUGACACUUAACAUCAAAAAUACCUCCGGCGAGACCUUCACCAUCAGCAUCACACCCAACAAGACCAUGAAGGAGUUGAAGUUGCUGAUUGUUGAGACCAUCAAAGUCCCGAAGAGCCACAUCAGGACGAUGAACCUUCGCUUCAAAGAGAACCCUAUGACGAAGGAUGAGAUCGGUCAUCAAAAAGGCGGUUUUGAAGAAGAAGCCCGGCACCUUGGUUCAGACACCGACCAGAACACCUUUCAGGUUGCCUUUGACAUUGCUAAGAAGCUGUCAGAGAAGUCCGACCUCUCGUUUGAUGAAAUGAUGAAGACGAUGAGCCCCUCCGAGCUGACAUCUUUGAAGAAGUAUCUUGACGACGACAAGGCACGCCUUGAAGACAAGUGCUUCAAAAUUGACGAGUUCUCUUCCGACUACAAGGCGAUUUCGGUUCUCAUCAACAAGUUGGAAGUG
This is a messenger RNA of Symbiodinium sp. CCMP2592, 720 nucleotides long. Lineage: Eukaryota; Dinophyceae; Suessiales; Symbiodiniaceae. The record is from the annotation of a GenBank genome assembly.